This is a messenger RNA of Cuscuta europaea, 722 nucleotides long. The record is from the annotation of a GenBank genome assembly. Lineage: Eukaryota; Viridiplantae; Streptophyta; Magnoliopsida; Solanales; Convolvulaceae.
ACUGCCUCGCCCAUCCAUUGCAACUGGCGCAACACCGCCGCGACCAGCUGAAGCAGAAACAAUGGCUGUCCCGUUGCUAAACAAGAAGAUUGUGAAAAAGCGUGUCAAGAAGUUUAAGAGGCCACAGAGUGACCGUUACAUCUCUGUUAAGGAAAACUGGCGUAGGCCCAAGGGUAUUGACUCCCGUGUGAGGAGAAAGUUCAAAGGAUGCACUUUGAUGCCUAACAUCGGCUAUGGCUCAGAUAAGAAAACCCGGCAUUAUCUGCCUAAUGGGUUCAAGAAGUUCCUUGUGCAUAACGUCCAAGAGUUGGAACUCUUAAUGAUGCACAACAGGACUUACUGUGCUGAGAUUGCCCACAAUGUUUCAACCAAGAAGCGGAAAGAAAUCGUUGAGCGUGCGGCCCAGUUAGAUGUUGUAGUGACUAACAAAUUGGCUAGGUUGCGCAGCCAGGAAGAUGAGUGAACACCACUUUAUAUCUCUUUUGUUGCAAAACUACAUGAGAGGAGUCACCUUCUUUGCGUUAAUGCGACAACUACAAGCUAAAAAAAACAUUGUUACUUUAGUUUUUCAUCAAUUAACGUUUCUCAGUAUCUUGCUUUCUAUUUUCUUUUCUUGCCUAUUCGUAUGCUGUUCAAUGUAACUUCUACCCAUAAGUUAUUAAGUUAUUAUAAGUAAUGUUCUCCUUUUAAUUUUCCUUGUAUAAUUUCAAACCAAAAACACA